AUUUCAAACACUUGGGAAUUUGUUUCAAAACCCCUUUCUUUUCCUCGGCUUCCCUAUCCUUGUAUGCCGAGAAAAUCAUAGGAAACGACAGUUCCAAGUUUUGAAAUUUAUUUUAUCCUGUUUCUUGUAUUCAUUUGUUUAGAGAAAAGUAAGAUCAAUGGAGGGCAAACAUAAUGGCUCUGGCCUUCCUCCUGGUUUUAGGUUCCACCCAACUGAUGAGGAACUGAUCGUGUUUUACCUUCGUAACCAAGCAAAAUCAAGGCCAUGCCCUGUAUCGAUCAUCCCGGAGGUCGAUAUUUACAAGUUUGAUCCAUGGCAAUUGCCCGAGAAAACAGAGUUCGGAGAAAAUGAAUGGUACUUCUUUAGCCCGCGUGAUCGGAAGUACCCAAAUGGGGUGCGGCCAAAUCGAGCAACCGUGUCUGGGUACUGGAAAGCCACCGGCACGGACAAGGCUAUCUACAGUGGGUCUCAGUACGUCGGGGUGAAGAAAGCUCUGGUGUUUUACAAGGGUAGGCCGCCAAAGGGUGUGAAGACAGACUGGAUUAUGCAUGAAUAUCGCUUGAACGAUUCCCGUAAACAACCCAACAAGCAUAUGGGAUCCAUGAGAUUGGAUGAUUGGGUCUUAUGCAGGAUCUACAAGAAGAGACAUAUGACGAAGGCUUUGGAGCAGACAGUGGACACCCAUGUUGCUCAAACUGAUGUCACAUUAAUGGGCAAUGAUGCUAGUGAGCAAAACAUGUCAAGGUUUCCGAGGACCUGUUCCAUUAAUCACCUAUUGGAUAUGGAAUACUUGGGCUCAAUUUCCCAACUUUUGUGUGACAAUUCAUACAACACGACCUUUGAUUUCCAAAACGCCAUUGGCAAUGCCGGAACUGACAAUAAUGCUGAGAAACCCCAGCUCGGUGAAACACCAUACCAAUAUAUGGAUUCAGGGAACAUCUUUAGCCAGCCAAUGGUAUUGAAUCCGGUGUAUGAUAUUCGCGGCUUUGGCCGCUAAUGAAAUAAAAAAUA
Juglans microcarpa x Juglans regia is the source of this 1011-nucleotide messenger RNA. RefSeq names its product NAC domain-containing protein 2-like. The coding region runs from base 158 to 997 and encodes 279 amino acids. Gene Ontology annotation, biological process: regulation of DNA-templated transcription. Lineage: Eukaryota; Viridiplantae; Streptophyta; Magnoliopsida; Fagales; Juglandaceae. The record is from RefSeq and is a predicted model, not a curated record. The transcript is spliced from 3 exons. Gene Ontology annotation, molecular function: DNA binding.